AUGGGGAAAAAGAAACCGAUCCCCGAAGAGGAUUUAAUCAUUCCCCCGCAGGAUACGCGUAUCUGCGGAAUGAUAUGUAUCUGCCAGCUGACUUUUGUACUAAGUACGGUGGCGAUCGUCUAUCUCACGGUAGCCAUCUAUAUGCCCUCAUCGCGUGCAUUUAAAAGUGGUAUUGACGAAACGCCAGUCAUGUGCACGACAACCAAGUCCGUCAACAAGGAAGCCUGCGAGUGGGGUUCUUGCGGUGAAUGGUGUCUUAGCAAAACCUCUGGAGCAUGUAUACAAAUCUACGUGCACCUGCGCACCAACGGAAGUAGCUUAACGUUCCAAAACUGUACGAAUUCGGCAAAUAAAACAUGCUACGGGAUAGAUCAAGAGAACGCCAAAAAGGCCCGUUGCAUAGCAGAUGAAUGUAAAAAUCUAACGGGUACCUUCAACUGCUCGUUAGGGAUGUGCAUAAACAUAACCGAUGCAUUUGAGUGCGUGUUCAAAAAUACUGAUGCACCGCUCAAAUGUUCUGGGAGAAGAGGCAAGAUUACAUGUAUAGACAUAAACGGUCUUUUUUCAUGCAAUCGUGGAACAUGCCGAAAGAUAAAAACUCCAUACAAUUGUGACCGCCGUUGUGUGGACAUUCCGACUCGGAAUAAGAAUAUGAUUUUAUUGAGUGGAGAUAAAGUUUAUCUUUCGCAAUGUUCAGUUGCGGUUGAUACGGUCACGAAUCAAGAGGUUUGGAACGAAAGUGACGGGAAAGUGAUCAUGUCCUCUUGCUACACUAUCCAAAAUACAACCAAUGGUAUUCAAGCGACCGAUUGUGUCAAUGGGUCGCUUCUAGAGAAGGAAGAACUGACAGAUCUUACCAACUUCACCUAUCUUAGUUAUUUGCAUUACGCUAUUUCGACACCAUUGAAAACGAUAGCACCAUUAGAACAAGAUUUAACUAUUUCAAAUGAGUCCGGGCUAAUGAUUAAUCUGGAGGGUUGCGUCAAUACUCUCCAGGAUGAAUGUAAAGACUUUCUCAAAGAAUAUGGCAAAGAUGGAACGGAUCACAAUGCUCGAGCCAGAUUUCCUUGCUUCUAUUCCAAAGCGAACACGGACAAAGUGGUGGCACGGUUUAGCUUGGACACCACGUACAAACAAUUUGUUGUUGGAUUCUUCGUACCGACUAUCCUGUUUGCCGUUUCCUGUCUCACUCUGACGUUUUGUCAAAAGACGAUCUUUAUUGGGGACGAUGCGAAGAUGCGAUUCGUUGGAUGUGCUAAUAAACAGCUGCUCGCGGCGACUGGGGGCGUCAAGAACAAAGCUAAAGCCAACUCUGGCGAUGGCGGUGGAGGUGGCGACUCCGUUAUGGCUCUCUGA
Molecule: messenger RNA, 1356 nt
Organism: Sabethes cyaneus
Lineage: Eukaryota; Metazoa; Arthropoda; Insecta; Diptera; Culicidae
Gene: Teh3
Exons: 1
Coding region: 1-1356 (451 amino acids)
Biological process (GO): regulation of sodium ion transport
Molecular function (GO): sodium channel regulator activity
Source: RefSeq, a predicted model, not a curated record